AUGCUUCUCGUCGACACAGUGAAUCAGAAGAUCGAGUUAGAUGAAAAUUUGAAGGAACGGAUCGCGAAUUCGCGCCCGCAUAAACAGCUAACCGGGCCUCGGCUUGCGUUGGAACUGUUCCGAAAAGACUACGUGCUUUCUCACGGGGCUAUCACCAACGAGUACUUGAUCAAGAGGGAACUCGAAAAGUUGAAGAUGCUAAAGAUGACAAAGGACACGAAUUUGGACUGCGACCGCCGUCUCGCCCUCUAUGCUUACACCCACGACACGUUUGCCUUACUAUUGGUGCCUAUGAUUAGGGAAAAGAAAGAGGCUCUCGGCUCGAUGGGAAAUGAUGCUGCAUUGGCUUGCCUAUCUGACUACAACCCCUUGCUGUUCGCUUACUUCCAACAGUUAUUUGCACAGGUGACGAAUCCACCAAUUGACCCCUUCCGUGAACAAAUCGUGAUGUCCCUUCGUUGCCCAAUUGGACCAGAAGGGAACAUCCUGGAGCCUAGCGAGGAACUGGGUGGACGCAUGAUUCUCGACCAGCCAAUCCUCUCACUCGUCGAGCUUGAGGUCCUCAAGAGUACGAUGUACAAAGGCUGGAAAACAAAGACUAUCGACAUCACAUACCCAGCUCGAUAUGGUGUCAAAGGAUUGGCCCCUGGACUUGACCGAAUUUGCUGCGAGGCCUCGACGGCAGCCCUGGAUGGUUAUCAACUGAUUGUCCUUUCUGACAGAAAUGCAAGCCCCGACAAUGUUCCCAUCCCGUCAUUGUUGGCUGUCGGCGCCAUUCACCAGAUGUUGGUCAGCCAUCGACUGCGCAUGAAGGUUGCGCUAAUCGUCGAAAGCGGCGAUGCUCGAGUCGUUCAUGACUUCUGCGUAUUACUUGGAUUCGGCGCUGAUGCUAUUUGCCCGUAUAUGGUAUUUGAGACUUGCUUCCGUCUUCGUAACAUGGGCCUGAUCGAUAAAGAGCUCAACGAUGAUAUGGUUUUCGACGGAUUCCGUCAGGCUGUUGAGCGCGGUAUCUUCAAGGUGAUGGCAAAGAUGGGCAUCUCGACCCUGCAUUCGUAUAAGCACGCUCAAAUUUUUGAAAUCGUCGGGCUGUCGCAAGAAGUUGUGGCCAAGUGCUUCAAAAAUACUGUAUCCCGCCUUGGAGGCGCCUCAUUCGAAAUCUUGGCAUCGGAAGCGCUUAAACGUCAUCAUAUGGCCUACCCAACCGCCUCACCAACAUCUAAUAUGGGAGACUCGGGUACGUUAAUCUCGACCGGCACAUAUCACUGGAGGGCAGGCGGUGAGAAACACAUCAAUGAGCCACUGGCUGUUGCAAAGCUGCAGGCGGCUGCUCGGGCAAAUAACAGCAAGACUUUCCAUGAAUAUUCGCAAGCCUCGAACUUGGCUCAGCGAUGGUGCACUCUGCGAGGACAGCUCGAGAUCAAAACGUCAUCAAAGAUCCAGAUCUCCAUCGACGAGGUUGAGCCAGCCUCUGAAAUCGUGAAGCGCUUCGUAACUGGUGCUAUGUCAUUCGGAUCAAUCUCCUGGGAAGCCCAUACAGCCUUGGCCGUCGCCAUGAACAGCAUUGGAGCCAAAUCCAAUACUGGAGAAGGAGGAGAGAAGCCUGAGAGGUAUGCCAAAAAUCAGCCGACCGAUAACAACAUUCGUUCUGCCAUUAAACAAGUCGCUUCCGCCCGGUUUGGUGUAACAUCUUCCUACUUGGCAAAUGCCGACGAGAUCCAGAUUAAGAUGGCUCAAGGUGCGAAGCCGGGCGAGGGAGGUGAACUACCUGGGCACAAAGUGACGCAGGAUAUCGCUGACACACGCAAAUCAACUGCCGGCGUUGGGCUGAUUUCCCCUCCACCCCAUCACGAUAUCUACUCAAUUGAAGAUCUUGCGCAGCUGAUUUUCGACUUGAAAUGCUCCAAUCCGAAGGCCCGUGUGAGCGUGAAGUUAGUCAGUGAGGCAGGUGUUGGCAUCGUUGCUGCCGGCGUGGUGAAGGGUAAUGCGGACCACCUAACAAUUUCCGGCCAUGAUGGUGGCACCGGCGCCUCAAGCUGGACUGGAAUCAAGCACGCGGGUCUGCCUUGGGAACUGGGCGUUUCGGAAACGCACCAGGUCUUGACGAUGAACAACCUUCGAUCGCGUGUCGUCGUGCAAGCGGAUGGCCAGAUUCGGACAGGGCGUGAUGUGAUGGUGGCUGCUCUGCUUGGUGCUGAUGAAUUCGGAAUGUCAACGGCUCCCCUGAUCGUUUUGGGCUGCACAAUGAUGCGAAAGUGUCAUUUGAACACUUGUCCAGUGGGAAUUGCUACGCAAGACCCAGUACUGAGGGAAAAAUUCGACGGCAAGCCCGAGCAUGUCGUGAAUUAUAUGUUCAUGGUUGCCGAAGAAGUUCGCUAUUUCUUGGCCAAACUCGGACUGCGGACCCUUGACGAAGCGAUUGGUCGGACCGACUUGCUGUACGCCAGCCCAAAUCCCAUCAACAAGAAAGCUGAUAUGCUGGAAUUUGCGACUAUUCUCCGAAAUGUGAAUCUGCUUUUCCCACAUCACUCGACGAAGGGUGGAUCGAUCAAACAGCCGUUCGAAAUUUCCGCUCUUGAAACAAAGAUCAUCGAACAAUUGGAUGGAGUCUUCAGCGAUAAGGGUGCACAUAAAGAGUUCAAGGACCUCACCAUCACCAACAAUGAGAGGGCAUUCGGCACGCGGAUCAGCUAUGAGAUUUCUAAGCGUUAUGACGAGGCUGGAUUGACGGGAAACCGAUCCAUCAAAAUCGGCCUGUUUGGAUCAGCCGGACAAUCAUUCUGGGUCACUGUCACCCUCGAAGGCGAUGGCAACGAUUAUGUAGGCAAAUGCCUCUCCGGUGGGCAGGUGGUCAUCUACCCGCCGAAGAACGCACGUUUCUUAUCUGAAGACAACAGUAUCAUCGGCAAUGUGGCCUUGUACGGCGCCACUUCCGGCAGCGCUUACUUCCGAGGUGUUGCCGGCGAACGGUUCGCCGUGCGAAAUUCUGGUGCGCAUGCCGUGGUAGAAGCCAUCGGAGAUCAUGGCUGUGAAUAUAUGACUGGUGGCAGGGUGAUUGUUCUUGGAUCAAUUGGUCGAAACUUUGCUGCGGCGAUGAGUGGAGGGCUUGCGUAUCUUUUCCCAUAUGACGAGGAUCAAACGCUGGAGAAAGUCAACAUCGCAACUGUCUUCCUGGAUAAACCGGAUAAAGAUGACUUUGACUACGUCCACGGCCAGAUCUCCAAAUUCGUCGAAUUGACUGGAUCAGAGUUCGGCCAAAGAAUUUUGGACAACUGGACAGAGCUCCGCCGAAAGAUUGUGAAGGUCUUCCCCAAGGAUUAUAAGCGGGCUCUUGAGGAGCAAGAAGCAGCUAAGAAGCGCGCUGCCCAGGAACAAAAGGACGUCGAGGACAGGAUGGAGCGGCUAUCUGUCGGCAAUGCGCGCCAACGCGCACUCUCCAUGGAUAUGCAAAUUCUGGUGGAUAAGAAUGAUAGCAAAAAGAAGAAGCCCGCUUUGCCGAAGGUUGUCCCCGGUAAGCGGAAGAUGUCUCGGACCGUCCGACCGAUCGACGUCGUGGGCUUCGAGAAGGAAAUCGAUAUCCAAGAAACCAAUCUUGACGGGGAAGAGGAGGAAGGCUCUGAUGAGUCGAAAUCUGAUGACGAGGUCAACGACUUUGCCUUCAAGCAGACAACAGUCGAUAUUGAGAACAUUGUUGCGCCCGGGAAAGCCAAGGAAUUGGACGAGCCCUUGGACAAGCUGCGCGGCUUCGUCAAAUACCAACGGCAGAAGAAGCUGUACAGAGACCCGGCGGUGCGUAUCAACGACUGGGAUGAAGUCGCCGACUACGAGGCCAUUAGGUCCAAUAUCCGCGAACAGGCUGCGAGAUGUAUGGAUUGUGGAGUGCCUUUCUGUCAAGGUCAUACUGGAUGCCCGUUGGGAAAUAUCAUUCCAAAGUGGAAUGACUAUGUCUUCAAGAAGAACUGGCGCCAAGCUCUUGAACAGCUCCUCCAGACGAACAAUUUCCCCGAAUUCACCGGCAGGGUCUGCCCAGCGCCGUGUGAGGGCGCUUGUACUCUUGGCAUCAGCUCCCCGGCUGUAACUAUCAAGUCCAUCGAAUGUGCCAUCAUCGACUACGGAUUUAUGCAGAAUUGGAUCAAGCCAAACAAGCCCCAACUUAGCACUGGAAAGCGGAUCGCGAUCAUCGGAUCAGGACCAUCUGGUCUCGCGGCGGCAGCUCAAUUGGUCAAGGUCGGGCAUACUGUGGUUGUCUACGAGAGAAAGAAUCGGAUUGGUGGCCUACUUCGCUACGGUAUCCCGACCAUGAAGCUCGAUAAAUACGUGGUUGAUCGCCGUGUCAAACUCAUGGAAGACGAAGGAGUACGAUUCAUCACAAACACGGAGAUUGGCAAAGAUGUUCCGGCCGAGUUUCUUCUAAAGGAAAACGACGCUAUAAUCCUAUGUGUUGGUUCGACAAUUCCGAGGGAUUUGCCUGCUGAAGGACGUGAUGCCAAGGGAAUAUAUUUUGCCAUGGAAUUUCUGGAAAGGCAACAGAAGAAGCGUGCGGGAGACGAGUUGCCAUGGGAAGGAAUGGACGUGAAGGAUAAGAGGAUUGUGGUGUUGGGUGGCGGUGAUACCGCUACUGAUUGCAUUGGGACUUGCCUCAGAAUGGGCGCCAAAUCCGUGAGGGCCUUCGAGAUCUUACCGCAACCCCAGGAGCUUCGCAAGCCAGAAAACCCGUGGCCAGAGUGGCCACUCAUUUUCCGUAUCGAUUACGGUCAUGAUGAAGCGGCUAUCAAAGCGGGCAAAGACCCCAGGACAUACUCCGUCUCGACCAAGCGCUUCAUUACUGAAGUCAACGCGAAUGGUGUCAAGAUUGUGACUGGAUUGGAAGUGGUCGAGAUCGAGUGGGAAAAGGAUGCGAAGGGUGCUUGGAAAAUGGUGGAAAAGCCCGAGACAAUCUGGGUUGAGCCUGUGGACAUGGUCAUCCUCGCCAUGGGCUUCACUGGCCCCGAGCAGGUUAUCGCUGACCAAUUGAAGCUCAAUUUGAAGCCGGCUCCAACUCUACGACCGAAUGAUGCCAUCUACAAAACGAAUGUGGAGAAGGUAUUUGCUGCCGGUGAUUGCCGUCGCGGUCAAUCCCUUGUCGUCUGGGCCAUCCACGAAGGGCGUCAAGCUGCUCGACAGGUUGACACAUAUCUAAUGGGUACCACGAAAUUGGCCGGACCCGGUGGCAUCGUCACUGCCGACUUCAACAUUGUCGAGGAA
Molecule: messenger RNA, 5241 nt
Organism: Mesorhabditis spiculigera
Lineage: Eukaryota; Metazoa; Nematoda; Chromadorea; Rhabditida; Rhabditidae
Source: the annotation of a GenBank genome assembly